Messenger RNA from Megalobrama amblycephala (Wuchang bream), 5931 nucleotides. Its product is annotated as 1-phosphatidylinositol 4,5-bisphosphate phosphodiesterase beta-1. Gene Ontology annotation, cellular component: cytoplasm; nuclear speck. The transcript has 32 exons. Gene Ontology annotation, molecular function: calmodulin binding; phosphatidylinositol-4,5-bisphosphate phospholipase C activity; calcium ion binding. The record is from RefSeq and is a predicted model, not a curated record. NCBI's taxonomy places the organism in Eukaryota, Metazoa, Chordata, Actinopteri, Cypriniformes, Xenocyprididae. Gene Ontology annotation, biological process: memory; lipid catabolic process; phosphatidylinositol-mediated signaling. The coding region runs from base 1396 to 5046 and encodes 1216 amino acids.
AAACAUCCAAAUAAACACUAUACUCACAUGAUCCGACGCAUGCAUGCAGUAUGCAUGACAAACAUCUUGUAAAGAUCCAUUUGAGGGUUAUAUUAGCUGUGUGAACUUUGUAAAUGCACUGUAUUACAGUCGAGAGCUCGAGGGGCGGGGGAGCGAGAGAUUUAAAGGGGCCGCAGCCUGAAUCGGUGCAUAGUUAAUGAUGCCCCAAAAUAGGUAGUUAAAAAAAUUAAUUUAAAAAAAACUUAUGGGGUAUUUUGAGCUGAAACUUCACAGACACAUUCAGGGGACACCUUAGACUUAUAAAAACUGGUUCUAGGGCACCUUUAAUGGGUCUCUAUGGGCCUCUGCUGGAUGUAUAUGGUAACUACAACUUUUUUUUCUUUUUCCUAAAACUGUUUUUCCUACAGAUUUUUCUCUAACCAGCAGAUGACAGAAUUCUGCAUCUAACACCUAUAUUAAUAUCCAGAAACAACUCAUAUUUACGGGCCCUUUUUUUUUUUAAUAAAAAUGUAAUAUUUCAUAUGCAUGCUAAUGGUAUAGUUGAGGAAUCCUCAUAUAAUGUCAUAUUCAAAUUCCCAAAACACAGCAUAAACGUAUAGAUGAGAACUAAACAAACAAAAAAAGAUAUAUCAUUUGUAUUAUUAAAAAUGUAUAUAUUUUAUACAAUCGCUCUCUAAAUAUUGACCUCAAACACCCAGAGUGUAAACUGGAAAUGAAGUUUAUGAGGGUUAAAUGUCACAAUGAAAAAUUGUCACAAUGCAAAAAAAAAAUUGUAGCCUAUAUAAUAUACCUUUCAUUUCUCACUGCAGUAUUCUGUAUUGUGCUUUUCAUAUGAACAAACUUUGAUUUAUUCGUAGUUGUUGUAAUAGAUAGUCUUCAGUGUUGUAUUCCAUAGGGCUAAAAUAGUUAUUAAAAAUCCUCCAACGUGUCCUGCCUGCAUUCUCUUUGCAGAGGUGUUAUGAAAUGUUUAAUUGUGACGGUUGGUCCAGCAGGGGAGGGAAGCGCUGCGCACUAGGAGGCGCUGGAUCUCAGCGCGCACAUGAGUCAGUGUGCGGAGGACACGCGCUCGCUCGCUCGCUCACUCACUCACUCUCUCCAUCAUUUAUGAUCGCUGUUUCUCCCCGCUGCUCAUUUGCUCCGCGUCUUCGAUCACUCCUUGCGUUCUGAAACACAAACCCGCGGCGUUUUGUGAAAUGAUACCGCAGGCAUGUGAUGUGUCCAUAUGCCAAGGGCUUCUAAAUGACCAUCCGCGUGCGUAAAGAAGCGCUUCCAUUCACCAGAACUGUUUCGCUGUCAUCCUGUGCGCUCUGCUUUGGCUUCUUCCCGGAGAAGAAAGAGAGAGACUUGAUUUUUUUUCUCCCCACAGCUGUUUUGGGUUUAAAUGUUGAAGCUUGAAUGGCUGGAGCUCAACCUGGCGUUCAUGCGCUUCAACUCAAGCCGGUGCGCGUGUCCGAGAGUCUGAAGCGAGGCAGUAGAUUUAUGAAAUGGGAUGAGGAUUCUUCUACUGUGACUCCAGUGACGUUACGCGUCGAUCCGCAGGGAUACUUCCUGUACUGGACGGAUCAGAAUAAGGAAACAGACCUAUUGGACAUCACCUACAUCAAAGAUGCAAGAACGGGGAAAUGCACCAAAACGCCAAAGGAAGCAAAGCUCCGGGAGCUCCUGGAUGUGGGGAAUCUGGUGGGACGGAUAGAGAACCGGAUGCUGACGGUGGUUACGGGACCCGACAUGGUCAAUAUCCAGUACCUGAACUUCAUGGCCUUCCAAGAAGAAGUCGCCAAGGAGUGGGCAGAUGAGCUGUUUAGUCUGGCGUCCAACCUACUCGCUCAGAACAUGGGCAGAGAAUCCUGUCUGGAGAAAGCCUUCACAAGACUCAAGCUGCAGACCAAUCAAGAGGGUCGCAUCCCUGUGAAAAACAUAUUCCGCAUUUUCUCGACUGACCGGAAGCGCGUGGAAACGGCACUGGAGAGCUGUAAUCUUCCGUCCGGCCGGAAUGACUCCAUCCCUUUGGAGGAUUUGACCCCUGAUGUUUACAAAUCGUUCAUCAACCAUCUCUGCCCACGAUCUGAGAUUAACCAAAUAUUUGCUGAUCUUGGCGCGAAGGGUAGAAACUUUCUCACCCUGGAUCAGAUGACGGAAUUCAUAAACAACAAACAGCGGGACCCUCGUCUGAACGAGAUCUUGUACCCGCCGCUGAAGCCUGAACAAACCCAGAGCCUAAUGGAGAAAUUUGAGCCCAACCCAGGAAUGAUUCAAAAAGGGCAGAUCUCAGUCGAGGGCUUCUCCAGGUAUCUGAUCAGUCAAGAGAACAGCGUCAUUCCUGCAGAAAAACUGGACCAGAGUGAAGACAUGACCUUCCCUCUCUCUCAUUACUUCAUCAACUCCUCCCACAACACCUACCUCACAGCGGGUCAGCUUGCGGGUAACUCCUCGGUGGAGAUGUAUCGGCAGACGCUGUUGUCUGGCUGCCGCUGUGUGGAGCUGGACUGCUGGAAGGGGCGUACGGCGGAGGAGGAACCCGUCAUCACUCACGGCUUCACCAUGACCUCAGAAAUCUCCUUCAAGGAAGUGAUCGAAGCUAUAGCGGAGUGCGCUUUCAAAACGUCUCCUUUCCCUGUCAUCCUGUCCUUUGAGAAUCAUGUGGACUCCCCCAAACAGCAAGCCAAAAUGGCAGAAUAUUGCAGAUCGAUAUUCGGGGACGCACUACUGACCGAGCCGCUUGAGAAAUACCCUCUCGAGUCUGGAGUUCCUCUGCCAAGCCCUCAAGAGCUCAUGGGAAAGAUCCUCAUCAAGAACAAGAAAUCUCACCCGAAACCAUCUGACGGCAGCACGAAGAAGAAGCUGUCCGAGCAGGUGUCCAACACCAACAGCGACUCGUCCAGCGUGUUUGAGCCUUCGUCACCCAGCGCUGGGCCUGCAGCGCCUGCAGAGGUGGAGGCUGAGGAUGACGAGGAUGAAGAUGAUGACGAUGACGACUGUAAGAAGUCAGACGAGGGUACAGCAGGAUCUGAAGCCUUUGCCACAGAAGAAAUGUCCACUCUGGUCAAUUACAUCCAGCCGACCAAGUUCCACUCCUUUGAGGUUUCCAAGAAAACCAAGCGCAGUUAUCAGAUGUCAUCGUUUGUGGAGACCAAAGCCCUGGAGCAGCUCACGAAGACACCGGUGGAGUUUGUAGAAUACAACAAAUUUCAGCUGAGCAGAAUCUAUCCCAAAGGAACCCGGGUGGAUUCCUCCAACUACAUGCCGCAGGUGUUCUGGAACGCCGGCUGUCAGCUUGUAGCACUCAACUUUCAGACCAUCGAUCUGUCCAUGCAGCUGAACCUCGGCAUGUACGAGUACAACGGGAAAAGUGGCUACAGGCUCAAACCAGAGUUCAUGAGGCGACCGGACAAGCACUUCGACCCCUUCACAGAAAGCACAGUGGACGGGAUCGUAGCGAAUACCUUAUCAGUAAAGAUCAUAUCAGGACAGUUUCUGACUGACAAGAAGGUGGGCGUUUAUGUGGAGAUUGACAUGUUUGGACUUCCAGUUGACACGAGACGAAAAGCUUUCAAGACAAAGACGUCCCAAAGCAACGCCAUCAACCCUGUGUGGGACGAGGAGCCCAUCGUCUUUAAAAAGGUUGUGUUGCCCACCCUCGCUUCCCUGAGGAUAGCCGUGUUUGAAGAGGGCGGGAAGUUCAUUGGUCAUCGGAUCAUUCCCGUCUCAGCCAUUCGUCCGGGUUAUCGUUACAUCGGUUUGAGAAAUGAAAAGAAUCAAGCUCUAAUUCUUCCUGCUAUAUUCGUGUAUAUUGAGGUGAAAGACUACGUACCGGAUACAUUCGCUGAUGUCAUCGAAGCGCUGUCCAACCCCAUCAGAUACGUCAACCUAAUGGAGCAGAGAUCCAAACAGCUGGCGGCUCUCACUUUAGAGGAAGGAGAAGAGGAGAAAGACACCAAAGAGGCGGAUCCGGGUGUUGAAAACCCCUCCGAGGUUAAAAGCGAACCCAAACCCGCCCCGGUUGAGAACGGAUUGAGUCACACGCCCAGCGCGGCUCCUAAACCCGCGUCCCAGAUCAGCACACAGCCUCAGUCCACAGGCUCAACGAAACCAGCGGCGAAGACUGAAGAUCUUAUUCAAAGCGUCCUCACCGAGAUGGAGGCGCAGACCAUCGAGGAGCUCAAACAGCAGAAGGGAUUCGUUCGGGAGCAGAGACGACACUAUAAAGAGAUGAAGGACCUGGUGAAGAAACAUCACAAGAAAACCACCGAGAUGAUCAAGGAGCACACGGCCAAAUACAACGAGAUCCAGCACGACUACCUCCGCAAACGGGCCGUCCUGCUGAAGUCUGCAAAACGAGAUGGUAAGAAGAGGUGUCUGUCAUCCAGUCCUGAACACGGACCCUCGUUCUUCGAGCAGGAGCUGGCCAGUUUGGAUCAGGACAGCGGACUGAAACUGUCUGAACUCAAAGAGCAGCAGCAGCAGCAGCUACUGAAUCUCCGUCAGGAACAGUAUUACAGCGAGAAGUACCUGAAGAAGGAACACAUUAAACAGGUUAUCGAGAAGCUGACCGGCAUCGCCGAGGAAAGUCAAAGCAGCCAAAUGAAGAAAAUCAAGGAGCUGUGUGAGAAAGAAAAGAAAGAGCUGAAAAAGAAAAUGGACAAGAAGAGACAAGAGAAGAUCAAUGAAGCCAAAUCAAAGGAGAAGCACUUGACAGAAGAGGAGAAGCUGGAAAUCAACCGCUCGUAUGUGAACGAGGUGGUGCAGCACAUUAAGAGGCUGGAAGACGCACAGACUAAAAGACAUGAGAAGCUUGUAGAAACCCAUAAAAGCAUUCUGCAACAAAUAUUAGAUGAGAAACCCAAGCUUCAGAACGACCUGGAUCAGGAAUACCAGGACAAGUUCCGGCGGCUUCCAUUAGAGAUCCAGGAGUUUGUGCAGGAAAGCACCAAGAGAAAGACUGAGGAUGUAGAGCAGGAAGUUCUUCCCUCUUCCUCCACGCUGGAGAAACUCACGCAGAAGGGCGCGCAAUCUGAAGACGACACAGAAGAGGAGAAGAAAGACUGAUCGGACCAUGUCAGAAACCUUCAGGAUCUCUUCCCGCUUCACUUUACGUUCUUUCAUUUACAUAUUAGACGUUUUUUUGAAGGGUUGCGUUUGCUCCAGGAGAUAUCGACAGCUGACGGAGGAGAGUUCGUGGAAGCGCCGCAUCAGUGUCAUGCUGGGAGUUAUUUUAUUUCCGUUUGUUUAGUCUACUUGACUGGGUACACACUAAGGUUUAAAUAUGAAUUAUUUCUAAUGUUCUGUUGAUGUGCAUCUCAUAAUAAUGAAUGAAAACAAAAAUGUUUUAAUGGAAGAGAACGCAGGUCAUGAUGCUGUAUAGAGAUACUGUAGCGAUCAAUUAUCUUUAACGGAUGAAUCUCACAAAAACAUCCUGGUCAAAACAGUCCGAGUCAUAUUUCAACUCAUUCUUGGAGUUUUUGGGAUGAAAUAUGACCUGGAUGUGUUCUCGACAGGCUUUGUGAGUUUCACUUCUAAGGCCCGUUCACACCAAGGACGAUAACGAUAAAGAUGUGUCCCAAAUGAUGCACUAUACACUAUGUACUUACGCACUCAACCGUGAAGUGUAUUAUGUAAUUGGAAUCACUUUUUUUUCCAGCUGAUGAACGAUAAAAACAUUGACAGCCAAUCAGAAUCUUGCUUUCAGAGCUCGAGCAUUUAAAAUGGUAGACGACAAAACUGCUUAGAAUAAACAGAACGAUAUUGUGCGUUGGUGUGGACGAUUUUAUAGUUAUCUAUAAAGUAGGGCUGUAUAAAUGAGUGUGUUAUUGUAGGGCUGUCAAAAAUUCUAUAAAACAUUUGGAUUUAGAUUUAUCGGCCAAUAUAUCGAUUAUCGGCUUUCAAAUAUAAAGAAUUAUCGUAUCGGCCAAAAUUUUCUUGUCGGUGCCUCCC